CGGGUUCUCCAGGAAGCAGCAGACAGGGAGAUGUGUUCAGCUGAUCCCUGGGGGAUGGACAAUCCUGAUUUUCCUUUAAGAAUUUUUGUACAUCUAGUCUCCUUUUUUCAGCUGAGCUUUGGGGAAACCUGUAUUUAAUCCGUGUUUAAGAUCAGGGGAUAUUGGGACAAGGAGGAGGAGCUUGGUGGGUGGGAUUAGCCCCCCAUCGAAUGAGCCACCAGCUCGUGAGCUCCCCCAUAUUUGGUGCUGUCAAAGUGGCUGCCCCCGGAGCCCCGCUGGUGAGGGGAAGCAACGUUCCCCAAAUCCAGCACUUUCCUCCGUGCCCCGUGGCUGUCCACACAGCCUGCGUCUCCCACGUCACCUUCUAAGUUUGACUUCCUUGACUCAGCCUGUCUCUCCUUGAUCCCCCUCCCAUUCUGGUGGCUCAGAGACGCUUCCCAGCCCUCCCUUCUCCCCCAGGCUCUAAGGCUCUGGUAGACGCGGACGCCCCCUCUCCGAUUCCCUUCCCCUUCUGUGACCCAAAGUUAGGGCAAGUGGAGGAAGGGAGCCCCCCAGAUAAGGGGGAGAAAGGCCCCUGGCCGGCAGGGGCUGAGCGGCUGUCCUCGUCCAACAGUCGCCGAGGCCUCUGGGACUGGCUGCGGGGGGAGGGGGUUAGCGUGACCUUGGAGCGGACAUUCUUGGCUGGCCAUGUGGCCUGGACUGGCAGGGACAGCUGCGGGCUGGGCGGGGGCCGGACGAGCCGUUUCUCGGGUGUCAUGCUCUCCCUCCGCCCAGGGCCCCUCCGUCCUUUGUUCCUCUAGCCGGGGGGAGGCCGCCUCUUCCAUCUCCUGGGAGAUGUGAGCCGGGGGGUCGUGCCCUGUGGCACCGAGCUUCGGGCUGGCUGGUUCCGCUCUUCGCUGAGGGGCCGCUCCUGGGAUUUCGGAUCGCUUUGGGGGCCUUGGGGGUGGGGCGGAGCCGGAGAUGGGACAGGACCAGUCCAAACAACAGAUUGAGAAGGGGCUGCAGCUCUACCAGUCGAACCAGACGGAGAAGGCCCUGCAGGUGUGGAUGAGGAUGCUGGAGAAGAGCACAGACCUCGUGGGCCGGUUCCGCGUCCUGGGCUGCCUGGUCACCGCGCACUCAGAAAUGGGCCGCUACAAGGAUAUGCUGAAGUUUGCCGUGGUGCAGAUCGACACGGCCCGGGAACUGGAAGACGCCGACUACCUCAUGGAGAGCUACCUGAACCUGGCCCGCAGCAACGAGAAGCUCUGCGAGUUCCAGAAGACCAUCUCCUACUGUAAGACCUGCCUCAACAUGCAGGGCAUCCGGGUGGGCCAGCAGCUCAACGGGCAGGUCAGCCUGAGCAUGGGCAACGCCUUUCUGGGACUCAGCCUCUUCCAGAAGGCCCUGGAGAGCUUCGAGAAGGCCCUGCGCUACGCCCACAACAACGACGACAAGAUGCUCGAGUGCCGCGUCUGCUGCAGUCUGGGCAACUUCUACUCCCAGGUCAAGGACUACGAGAAAGCUCUGUUCUUCCCCUGCAAAGCCGCCGAGCUGGUGAACGACUACGGCAAGGGCUGGAGCCUCAAGUACCGCGCCAUGAGUCAGUACCACAUGGCCGUGGCCUAUCGGAAACUCGGGCACCUGGGGGAUUCCAUGGAGUGCUGUGAGGAGUCCAUGAAGAUUGCCCUCCAGCACGGGGACCGGCCCCUCCAGGCUCUGUGUCUCCUCUGUUUUGCUGACAUCCACCGGAGCCGCAGAGACUUGGAGACAGCCUUCCCUAGGUACGACUCUGCCAUGAGCAUCAUGACGGAGAUCGGAAACCGACUGGGGCAGGUGCAUGUCCUGCUGGGCGUGGCCAAGUGCUGGGUGACCAGGAAGGAGCCGGAGAAGGCUUUAGACGUCAUCGAAAAGGCUCAGGACCUGGCUGAGGGAUUGGGGAACAAGCUGAGUCAGCUGAAGCUGCACUGCCUGAGCGAGGGCAUCUACCGCAGCCGGGGGCAGCAGCGCGAGCUGCGGGCCCACGUCGUGCGCUUCCACGAGUGUGUCGAGGAGACGGAGCUCUACUGCGGCCUGUGCGGGGAGUCCAUCGGCGAGCGCAACAACCGGCUGCAGGCCCUGCCGUGCUCCCACUUCUUCCACCUCAGGUGCCUCCAGAACCACGGGACCCGGAGCUGCCCCAACUGCCGCCGUUCAUCCAUGAAGCCGGGUUUUGUGUGACGGAGGGACUGCUCCAUUCCUGGAGUGGCCUGAGGGGGAACGGUUCCUCCUCCUGCCCUCCCUCCCCUGUCACCCCGAGGCUCUGGGGUCCUGCCCCUGCCCCUGGGGACUUCGGCAUCCUUAGCCUGCUCAGAGCCUUCACGCCUCCACUGCCAAAGCCACGUCCUCAUCGGGUCUUCCCCCUGGAAUUCCGCCCAGAAGCUUUGUUUCCAGCCCAGAGGGGUCACGUUUCCUUGUCCGUGUCACCCCCCGUGUCCCUGCCCCUCCACGGUCCUGUAGCAUUCCUGGCUGCCGUGUUCUGCCCUUAACCUACAUGGAUCAGCCCGCUUUUCUCCCUUCCAAGGGUCUCUUGAACCCAGGCCACUCCCCGCCGAAGGGGAAGCCGGAUUGCUGUCUGUGGUGGCGGCAGUGACUGGGAUUCCCCUGCCUUGCACCCCCUCCCCUGGGAUUGGGGGCCUCACUUCCCCGAGACGGUGCACACGCUCUUCGGGAUCCUUUGUCCCUCCCCACCUUGCCUAGGCUUGGGCCAGCGGAUCUGGCAUCUGGCGGGAAGCAGCCCUCCCCCUAGCCCCGACACCGCCCUCCCCCCCAGCCCCGACGCCACCCUCCACUUGUUUGUAUUCUGUUCUUUAUAGAAAAAAAAUAAAUCAUUUCUAUGCAGGA
Antechinus flavipes (yellow-footed antechinus) is the source of this 2862-nucleotide messenger RNA. RefSeq names its product receptor associated protein of the synapse (gene RAPSN). The record is from RefSeq and is a predicted model, not a curated record. Gene Ontology annotation, molecular function: acetylcholine receptor binding; protein-membrane adaptor activity. Gene Ontology annotation, biological process: chemical synaptic transmission. The transcript has 8 exons. Gene Ontology annotation, cellular component: synapse. Lineage: Eukaryota; Metazoa; Chordata; Mammalia; Dasyuromorphia; Dasyuridae. Bases 961 to 2199 code for a protein of 412 amino acids.